Molecule: messenger RNA, 1152 nt
Organism: Daldinia loculata
Lineage: Eukaryota; Fungi; Ascomycota; Sordariomycetes; Xylariales; Hypoxylaceae
Exons: 2
Coding region: 60-1037 (325 amino acids)
Source: RefSeq, a predicted model, not a curated record
AAUUCCUUCUGUCUACCAUCUUCCAUCUCUGUUCAACACCUCUCAUAAUCCUAUUCGAUAUGAACAAGACUAAGGAAGUAAUCCGUGACUUCAUCGGCAAUUCUGGUCACCAUGAUACUACCGUACAUGAAUCGGUUGAGCCAGCCGUUAAGAAGGAGACCAUCAAGCCAAGGGAACACGAGGAGGUCAACACCGCUGUGAAUAAGGAAAUCCACCAAGAUCAUUAUCACCGCACUGUACAGCCAGUUCAUGAUCAAGAAAUCCUCCCCGAGCAGCACCAGCACAAAAUCGGGGCGGUCCAACAUCGAGACUAUGACCACAGGGACCACGACACCACAAAGAGGGCGUUGGCCGCCGAGAGUGAAAAGUUCAGAGACGAACAAGUCGUCCAUGGUACCAAACACACCCAAAGUCAUGCCCCUACAGUCCAGGGAGAGCAUGUUCACCAUCAUGUCCACGAGACAGUACAGCCUGUGCUUCACAAAGAAACAAUUCAGCCUAGCGUAGUCCAUACUACGGUGCCAAUUCACGAGACUCACCACAAUCCUGCUCAGCACCACUCUACAACCUCCUUGCCUCCGGUCAGCGCAGAAGAAUACCGACAGCACGGAGGCGCGUUAGCUGGGGAAAAGGAGCGCUUUGAUGCUUUCGAAGGCGAGCCAAAGACUAUUCGAGGGACUCUCGAGACCAUGCACGAGAAGGGUACUGGUCUCAACAACCCCCCGGAUGGCGUUUUUCAUGGGGAUUUUGACCCCCUAGAUGGAGGCCGAGACCACCAAGUAUCUGGCGGGUCAAAGACUGGUCGGGCUUCUACUAUAGGCGCAGGCGCAGGUGUAAAUCAAGGCAUGUCCAACCAGUCUUCUGCUCAGAGGGAAUAUCGCGAUACUGCUAGAGUGACAUCGGGUAAUCUGGAAACAGAACGCCACUCCAACGCUUCCAGAACUACGGGAACCGCGAAGGAGCAACCGAGCCUUUUGAACAAGUUGAAUCCCAUGACAGAUUCGAACGGGGAUGGAAAGGCUGGAUUUAUGAAAUGAUAGUAACGAAUUGGAGAAUUAGUUAACGGUAACGAAGGGGUACCUAUGUGUGGAGAUUGGGUUAACUCGAAGCAAAGGACAUGUUAUAUUAACUCAAUACAAUAAUAACUGCAGC